AUGGGAAUAGAGGAAGGACAGGUGGCCAUAAAGGUCAUUGACAAGAAGAGAGCCAAAAAGGACACUUACGUCACCAAAAACCUUCGGCGAGAGGGGCAGAUUCAGCAGAUGAUCCGCCACCCCAACAUCACCCAGCUCCUUGAUAUCUUGGAGACGGAAAAUAGCUACUACCUGGUCAUGGAGCUGUGCCCUGGAGGCAACCUGAUGCACAAGAUCUAUGAGAAGAAGCGGCUAGAGGAGUCUGAAGCCCGCAGAUACAUCCGGCAGCUCAUCUCUGCCGUGGAGCACCUGCACCGGGCUGGGGUGGUCCACAGGGACUUGAAGAUAGAAAAUUUGCUACUGGAUGAAGACAAUAAUAUCAAGCUGAUUGGUAUGACUUUAAACAACUGUGCUGGGAUCCCCACACUGACCCGUUUCAGCACGCAGUGUGGUCCAGCCUAUGCUUUCCGCUGCAUCUUAGGCGUGAACAUGUAUGCCAUGUUGACUGGGACCCUGCCUUUCACAGUGGAGCCUUUUAGCCUGAGGGCUUUGUACCAGAAGAUGGUGGACAAGGAAAUGAACCCCCUCCCCACCCAGCUCUCCACAGGGGCCAUCAACUUCCUGCGCUCUCUCCUGGAACCAGAUCCUGUGAAGAGGCCCAAUAUCCAGCAAGCCCUGGCAAACCGCUGGCUUAAUGAGAAUUACACGGGCAAAGUGCCGUGUAACGUCACCUAUCCCAACAGGAUUUCCCUGGAGGACCUGAGCCCGAGUGUGGUGCUUCACAUGACAGAGAAGCUGGGUUACAAGAACAGCGACGUGAUCAACACUGUGCUCUCCAACCGCGCCUGCCACAUCCUCGCCAUCUACUUCCUCUUAAACAAGAAACUCGAGCGCUAUUUGUCAGGGAAAUCUGACAUCCAGGACAGCGUUUGCUACAAGACCCAGCUCUACCAGAUAGAGAAGUGCAGGCCCAGCAAGGAGCCCUAUGAGGCCUCCCUGGACACCUGGACAAGAGACCUUGAAUUCCAUGCUGUGCAGGAUGAAAAACCCAAAGAACAAGAAAAGAGAGGGGAUUUUCUUCAUCGGCCGUUUUCCAAGAAGCUGGACAGGAACCUCCCCUCCCACAAACAGCCCUCGGCCUCGCUCAUCACGCACAUUCAGAACACCAAAGCCCUGCUGAAGGACCGGAAGGCCCCCAAGUCCGGCUUCCCCGACAAAGGCAUCGCAUCCCCUCCCACGGUCUCAGUGGAUAAGAUCACCAUCUAUAACUCCCUGAACAUCAAUGUGGGUGCCCUUUCUGGUGGGAAGUCUGUCAGGCCCUUCUCCAGCUUCCUGACGGCCAUCGGCUAA
Messenger RNA from Puma concolor (puma), 1329 nucleotides. The record is from RefSeq and is a predicted model, not a curated record. Lineage: Eukaryota; Metazoa; Chordata; Mammalia; Carnivora; Felidae.